UUGGGCGCUAAUCAUAGUCAACGCAUCGAUCGCGUCGUAGACUUUUGCAGUAAGGAAAAUGGACGAAAGGUGACCCAUGUUUUUGCAAUUUAAUGAACUUUUACGAUAAAAUUUUGAUUCUCAGAUCAUUUAUCUGAAUCUACAGAAAUCAUGCCUCGUUCAAGAAGCAAGAGCUCAUCAGUAGAGCGAAAAUCAAGCAAGAAAAAGCGAUCUCGCACUCGUUCCAGAUCCAGAUCGCGGUCAAAAUCGAAGGCGCGGGAUCGGGAUAGAGAAAAACACGACAGACAUGAAAGAAAGGAGGCAGAAAGAGCUGAAAGAUCAACAAAGGAAAGAGAACGAUCGGAAAGACAUAAAAGUAGCAAAUCAUCUAGGCGUUCCAGAUCCAGAUCAAGGGAGAGGAGAAGACGGGAAAGGUCGAAAUCAAAACGGAAAACUCCAAGUCCAGAUAUAGACAUUUUCGGCAGGGAUUUGAGCAAGCGUAAUGCUCAUGAAGAAGUGCAGAAGAGACAGGAGGAAGAGAGACGAGUGGAGCUGGAAAGACAGAGAAGAAUACGACAGCAGGAGAUGGAGGCCAAGUUGAUAGAGGAGGAGGUGACUCGGAGAGUGGAGGAGAUGGUGGCACAGAGGGUGGAGGAGGAGUUGGAGAAGAGGAAAGAUGACAUUGAAGAGGAAGUCGGGAGAAGGGUGGAAGAGGCCAAGAAGAUUAUGGAGAAAGAGAUGAUGGAGGAGAUGGAGAAACAGAGAGAAGCAGAAGUAGCAGCACAGAAAGCUAAAGAGGAGGAAGAACUGGAUAAACGAGAGGCGCUUGAGAAGAUCAUGCAUGAAAAUCAGCGCAAGAUUGAAGAAGCCCAAAGAAAACUGGCUGAGGAACGCUUGGAGAUGGUGGAGAGGCAACGUAAAAUGGACGAGGAGCGCCAGGCGUUUGAGCGCGAGCAAAAGCGGCGUCACAAGGCCGAACAGGAGGUUAUCCUGAACAAAAAGAGCAGUCGCCCUAAGCUGUCGUUUGGCUUCAAGAAGACAGAUCCGCCAACGUGAGAGGGCGCCCUCCUGUGUUGAUCCCCUGUACAUGUUUU
Molecule: messenger RNA, 1073 nt
Organism: Strongylocentrotus purpuratus (purple sea urchin)
Lineage: Eukaryota; Metazoa; Echinodermata; Echinoidea; Camarodonta; Strongylocentrotidae
Product: arginine and glutamate-rich protein 1
Exons: 4
Coding region: 151-1035 (294 amino acids)
Cellular component (GO): mitochondrion; nucleoplasm
Molecular function (GO): cadherin binding
Source: RefSeq, a predicted model, not a curated record